CACGAGUCUCCAUUUAGUUCAAGCCAAUCAGCUCGAACAGCUACAUCAAAAUCUAAUACAAUAAUUUAUUAAUCGACAAGGCGCAAAAAACCAAUUGCAGGAAUUUCCAAACUCAAUUUAAAAUGCUCUCAAGAUCGUAUAUCGCUAUGUUCCUGCUGGCUAUCGUCUGCGUUGUCCAGCCAUCGUCGGGAGCAGUGAACAAUUAUGAGGAGCUGUGUCGUCUCUUCAAGAAUGGCACUUUGGUCCGCAAACCCGGCAGCUGCAGUGAGUACAUUGAGUGCAUCAACUAUGCGGGCACAAUGAAGAAGUGCAGCAAUGAUCUGGUCUUCAAUGCCAGCUCCGGAAAGUGUGAGGCCGCCACAGCAGCUAAUAGUGUUUACUGUGGCAAUCUCUGUGAGGGCUUGAAUGGCCUUUGGGUGGCCGAUCCAACAGAUUGUCAGAACUAUUUCUACUGUGACAAUGGCAAGAGUUUGGCUGGCCAUUGCGAGGGCUCUCUGCACUUCGAUGAGGCCAACCAGAUGUGUCAAUAUGGCGUCGAUUCGCUAUGCGUGGAUGUGGCCAACAUUUGUCAUCUGGUGCCGGAUAAAACCAAGUUCCGCCAGGAGAACGAUUGCAAUCAGUACUACGAGUGCAAGAGUGGCUCGCAUUCGCUCUCAACUUGCAGCAGUACGCAGUAUUUUGAUGUCGAAAGCGCAUCCUGUAAGGCCAAGUACUUAGUCUCUUGCACGGCGCACUCCAAGACGAAUGUGUGUCUAAAGACGUCGCUUUCAAGCUCAACGCCCAUCACAGGCUAUGUCGCAGAUGGUGCCACCUGUCGUGGCUACUUCUACUGUGGCAACUAUGGUACGGUACAUGACGUUGACCCCGUGUGGAGCCAGUGCCCGGAGGGUCUGUUCUAUGAUGACGCCGCCAAGAAAUGCAAUAUUGCCACUGAAGUGGUGUGCACAUACAAUCGCUGCGAUGGUCGGGGCACAAUGCUUGUGGCGAGCAGCUCGAACAAUUGCCACAACUUCAUUCGUUGUGUGGAUGGCGUAGCGACAGAGGAACGCACUUGCGACUGGGAUUACUUCUUUCACGAGCCAUCUCAGGCCUGUACUAGCAGAAUUAUCUACGACGGCUGCUGUGAUGGUCGCGAUUAGAAGAAAAAGCCGAGUUUAUUCUAUGUCAAAUGUUGAUUGAGCAAUAAACACAAAUGCAUGCACUUUAAACUGAGAACAUAUUGAAUUCAU
This is a messenger RNA of Drosophila albomicans, 1229 nucleotides long. Its product is annotated as peritrophin-44. The transcript is spliced from 2 exons. The coding region runs from base 123 to 1139 and encodes 338 amino acids. The record is from RefSeq and is a predicted model, not a curated record. Lineage: Eukaryota; Metazoa; Arthropoda; Insecta; Diptera; Drosophilidae. Gene Ontology annotation, cellular component: extracellular region. Gene Ontology annotation, molecular function: chitin binding.